UGGAAUUUGUUUUUAUCUCACUUCAAAUUUAUUGCCGUAAAAACUUAUUAUUGACUAAUUUGUAGUUCACAACUAAAUCGAAAUAUUAAAUAAUUGUAUUUAUAUUUCUGGUUUUAAACUUUUACUCCUAUUAUAAUUUGAAUUUCCUCUUUUUAUUUAAGAAUUUCACAAUUUUCAUUCUGUUUUAAUAUCCUCCUUCUCAAAAUUGAGACGAUAUCAAUGGAAAAGUAUUUCAAGAUGGAAGAAAACUCAGAAGAUAUUACUUUUUUUACUUUAUUGUUCAUAACUGUCGUACCAAUCUCAUAUGUCAUCUUUAGAAGAAAUAUUAUCAAGAUUAUGUUCUCGGUAAAUUCAUUAAGGGAUAAGAAAGCAAUAUCCCAGUUAGUUUUAAUGGCACUCUUAAUGAUUUUAAAUGUUAACCUUAUCAUAUCAUUCACUACAAUGUUAUACAAUAGUCUGCAUAUUCAAUCAUAUUUGUUGGAAUCGCAAGAGAAAACAUUUGGAUUAAGAUCAACCCCAAUAUCAGAAGGAAUUGCCAAAUUUCAUUUUAAACCAGUGAAAUUACAAACUUUUUCAAACAUGGAAGAUACAUUUGAUAUUGAUCUUGCUUUUCCUAAAAAUAAUCAAGGUGGUCAAGAAGUCUUAAAGGAAUUUUAUCAUUUGAAAUGUCCUAGAGUUUCCUUUUAUGAUUCAUUCUCCUUAAGUGCAUCUACAGAAUUAACUAAUUUGGAUAAUAAUGAUGAAUUGUUAAAGAUUAGAAACAUUGCUCUAGACAUGCACGAAAAGCAACAAUAUUCACUCUUAAAAUUUGCCUUCUUAGACGCUCCUGAUGAAAGUUUAGAAUAUAUAAUUCACAGAAAAUGGUUUAAAUUCUGUACUGCUCCAAUUUGGAUGGAUAAAUAUGAAAUUUAUAUUGCUCUUAAUAGAGUCACAUAUUGUCCUAAUAAAGUUUAUAAAGAACCGAAGAUUUCAUUAUUAUAUGCCCAAAUAUUUGAUAGAGAUUGGAACGAAUUAAAAAAUUAUGUUAUUAAUGAUAUUCAUGGUGAACCGAUUGUAUUUCCAACUAUUUUUCCUGCUCAAGUGGAUGACUUGGGUGAUAGAUCACUUUUAGGCCCUGAAGAUCCAAGAGUUAUUAUAAGAGAUUAUUUCAAUGAAAAAACAGGAGAAAUGGAUCAAGAACCAGUCAUUAUUUUUAACACUUUAGUUAAAAAUCAAGGCGAAGCAAGAUGUAUGCAUAUUUAUCGUCCCUUCACUCACAGAACUAAAACGGUUAGAAUGGAUAUUCAUAAUAUUAAAGCUAAGUAUAUUGAAAAGAAUUGGUCUCCUUUUUUCAAUACGGAUAAAAAUUUUAUUUAUUUUCUUUAUGGAUUAUUACCAUUCAGAAUUUUAAAAUGUGAUAUUCAUAAUGGAGUUUGUUUUGGUGUGACUGGACCAGAAGUUGAUCCACAUGAAGAGGCGAGACAAUUAUCAGGAAGCUCAAAUUUAAUGGAAAUUCCAUCUAAUCUUUUACCAAGUGAUUUAGCUAAAUAUAGAAAAAUUUGGUUUGGUAUCAUUAGAUCUCAUAUUUACAAAUGUGGAUGUUUGAAACAAGUUUAUAGAUUCCAUGGAGUAUUGAUUUCCACUAGAGUUGAUGAUCCAAAUGAUGUUUUCACUGUUGAUUAUAUUACAUCAUUAUUAGAUUUCAAUAUUAAUCCUGAAGCUUGGGAUUUGAAUUUGGAUGAAUACAAAUGCAGUGAUGGUAAAUCGGUUUUAAUUCCAAAUUCAUUAGCAUAUUGGGAUUUUAUACCAAAGAAUUUAUCUAAUCUGGAAAACCAAUAUGGUGAAGAUAUAAUGGGGAUAGCAUUUUCUGAAGCUGAUAAGAAUAAUAAAGUGAUUCAUAUAAAGGGAAUGCUUGCUCAUCUCUCCAAAGUCUUAAAUGGAAAUAAGCAUAGAUUUAGAACUCAUUAUUUAAGAGAAUCUAAAAAUGUUUUAGAAACCGAUUUCUUAAGUGAAUGUGCCGUAGAAGAAGCUACUGAAUAUUGUUUAACUAGUGAAAAAAAAUUUGAAUGGCUACGCAAACCUCAAAUUGAAAUUGAACUUGAAAAAGCAAAGAAAAUAGAAGACAGACAAAGAAAGGCUGCCGAAAGGUUAGCUCAAAUAGAGUCUGGGGAACUCAACGAUAAAGAAAUAGAGUAUCUUCUUUGGUUAAACAAGGAAGAUCAGCUUGAGGAAGAAGCAGAAAAGCAAAGAGAAGAAGAUGAAAAACUUUAG
Scheffersomyces coipomensis is the source of this 2250-nucleotide messenger RNA. RefSeq lists its product as uncharacterized. The coding region runs from base 220 to 2250 and encodes 676 amino acids. Lineage: Eukaryota; Fungi; Ascomycota; Pichiomycetes; Serinales; Debaryomycetaceae. The transcript has a single exon. Gene Ontology annotation, molecular function: mannosyltransferase activity. The record is from RefSeq and is a predicted model, not a curated record.